GGAAAGAGUACAGUGUGGUAGAAUAAUAAUAACAAGCGACGUAGGCGGCUGUUCAGAGGUCGACGACGCCCUCCCAGCCGGAGCAAAGGUUCCUUCUCUGCACCGGAGACGUCGAAAACCCCGAACGAAUCCCGACGAUGAAGUACGUGAGCACGCGGGGGGCGGCAGCUGGGAGCUCGUUCCAAGAGGCGCUGUUCUCGGGCUACGCGGUGGACGGGGGCCUCUUCGUGCCGGAGGAGAUCCCGCGGGUGUCUGCCGACACGCUGCGGCAGUGGCGGGCCCUCUCCUACCCGCAGCUCGUGCAGAACAUCUGCUCCCUCUACAUCUCCCCAGACGAGAUCCCUGUGCAGGAGCUGGGAGCUCUGGUCGACCGGGCCCUCAGCCGGUUUGCCCACAGUGAGGUGGUGACCUUCAAGAGGCUCAGGGAUGGCCUCAACGUCCUCGAGCUCUUCCACGGCCCCACCAUGACCUUCAAGGACCUGGCCAUGUGCUGCCUGGCACAGUUCAUUCUCUACUUCCUGCAGAAGGAGGACAAGCAUGUCACCAUCGUAGUGGGGACGUCGGGAGACACGGGCGGCUCGGCGAUUGCGAGCUUGCGAGGGGCGGAGCGCGCCGACGUGGUGGUGCUACUGCCCGGCGGACGCUGCAGCCGCUUGCAGGAGCUGCACAUGACCACGGCUAUGGAGGAGAACGUGCACGUGUUCACAGUGGAAGGCUCGUCGGACGAUCUGGACGAACCCAUCCGCAGGCUGUUCGCCGACACCGAGUUCUCGUCGCGCCACGGCGUCAUCAGCAUCAACUCCAUCAACUGGGGCCGCGUGCUGGUGCAGGUCGCUCACCACUUCUACGCGUACCUCCGCUGCACGGACGGCGGCGGCAGCGGCGCCGAGGAGGAGAUGCCCACCGUGGAGGUCGUGGUGCCCACGGGGGCGGCGGGCAACGCCGCUGCCGGAUGCGUCGCCAGGCGGAUGGGGCUGCCGAUCCGGCUGCUGUGCGCCGUCAACCAGAACGACGUCGUCCACCGCGCCCUGCAGAGCGGGGACUUCAGCGUGGACGGCGCCGUGAAGCCCUCGCUGGCCUCCGCCAUCGACAUCCAGGUGCCCUACAACACGGAGCGCAUGUUCCACCUGUGCUCUGACGCCGACACGGCCCUGGUCCGAGACGUCAUGAGCCGCUUCUAUGAAUCUGGCCGAGCGAGCCUCCCCGCGACCCUGCAGAGCAAGAUGCGGGAGGCGCUCUCUUCGAGUGCCUUGAGCGACGCCGACAUCUCGGGCGCCAUGCGGCGGUGCUGGCAGGAGAACGCCUACCUGCUGUGCCCCCAUUCCGCCGUGGCGGUCGCCUUCCACUACAGCUGGCCGACGCCCCCCGGCGUGCACAGGGUCUGCCUUGCGACAGCCUCGCCCGCCAAGUUCCAGGAGGUGGUUGAGCACGUCGGCCUUCGCCAGCCGGAGCACCCCGAGGUCGCAGCGCUGCGCGACCUGCCCCAGCGCAGCGUCCCCAUGCGCCGCGGCGACGACUGGGACGCGCUGCUCCGCGACGCAGUGACACGCAUCUCGCGCCGGCGCGCGUCGCACGCCCCCUAAGCGCGACGUCGACGUUCGCACCACCGCGUGCACCACCGCCCCGCGCGCAAGCUCUGAUUAGCACGGUUGGCUACGUACGGCGCCAAAGAAGUUUCGGCAUGCGCACGUACACGGCGGUUAGAUCCGCCCGUUAAAUUCUCCGACGAUUGUUGGCGACUGAACAGGCGAUUGCGGUGCGAAAUGUCGCCGUGUGUGAAUGUUGAAAUAAUUUCUUGUUCUGCGGUCAUAUACACCUGAUUUGUACAACAUUCAGUAGUUUGUUGAUUGAAGUGAAUCUUGCUGUGGAAACUUGUGAAAAUUAUUCCUGAAAAAAGCCACACAUAUGAGCAUGUAGUUGAAACUGCUUUUAACGGUUUACAAAUUACUGUAGUGCCUCCCACUUAAAAGGGCUUUAAAGGCAUCUAAUGCCUCAACUGCACCAUGAAAGGUGCAUGGAUUGACAACACUUGACCUCAAAUUUGCCUACAGCACAAAACCAUGUACGGCUAUGUACAUCAAACCUGUCACAGUUGGUAACCAGAUGGGUUCGGGUGCUAACGCCUGUACCAAAGCACUUGGCCCCGCGCUGCUGAAAUCCUGAAUCCAAAUCACGGGAUAUGAAGUGGAGAGUUGAUGGUCACAGCCUGGUUGCUGAUAAUUGCACAUGUACAUUUUAGUUUUCAAUUCAGCCCAGCUUCCUAAACGGCAAUAACGCGGAGUUGUUCGCUUGGGAUCCGGGUAAUAGAGAUCCAUUGAGAAUACAAAAGUAUCGUGUUUUAUAAAUGUCACCAUUCUCUGUGUUCCAGAGUGAACUCAUUUGCCAUGUUGCUCGAAUGCAAUUGUGCACGUGGGGUGAU
This is a messenger RNA of Lethenteron reissneri (Far Eastern brook lamprey), 2419 nucleotides long. RefSeq names its product threonine synthase like 2 (gene THNSL2). Gene Ontology annotation, molecular function: pyridoxal phosphate binding. Gene Ontology annotation, biological process: dephosphorylation; 2-oxobutyrate biosynthetic process. NCBI's taxonomy places the organism in Eukaryota, Metazoa, Chordata, Hyperoartia, Petromyzontiformes, Petromyzontidae. The record is from RefSeq and is a predicted model, not a curated record.